Messenger RNA from Clunio marinus, 1176 nucleotides. The record is from the annotation of a GenBank genome assembly. Lineage: Eukaryota; Metazoa; Arthropoda; Insecta; Diptera; Chironomidae.
AUUCGUGAUUGAAACGCAACAGUGUCGAGCUUUGAUUUUUAAAAUUUCUUCUCGUCGAUUUGAAGCACUUCAUUUGCAUAAAAAUAAUCGCUUGUAAUUACAGUUAAUUUUCUAGCAAAGUGAUUUCUAGGCGUUGCUGUAAUUUUUAAACUUCAGAAAAUUUCUCGCAUGCAAUUGAGCAAGCUGAACUGAACAGUUAAUUUUAUUCUUUGGCGCAAGAAACUAUUUAGAAAAUUUCGUAAAUUUAACGUUGAAGGAUGUAUAAGUGGCACGGACGAGUUGGUCUUGUUACGGGAGCGUCAUCGCCAGUUGGGAUGGCAAUUUGUAAGGAUUUGGUCGAACAUGGAAUGACAAUAUGUGCGCUUGCCAGAAGAAAAGGAGUCACAAAGUUGGAAGGAUUAAAAAGAAUAAUGUUCGGUGUUAAAGGAAAACUUCUCCCACUUGAAUGUGACAUUAAAGAUGAAUCACAAAUCCAAGCAGUCUUCAGAUGGAUUGGCGAGAAAUAUGACGGAAUUGAUUUGCUGAUUAACAAUGCCAAUGUCAUGACAAAGGGUUUGAUUCUUGAUGACAACAACACUGAUGAACUUCAACAUAUUAUGGAAACAAAUAUUUUGGGUCUUUGCAUAAUAACACGAGAAGCGGUGAAGUUGAUGAAGCAGCGAUCGGUUGAGAGGAAAGACGUCGGUCACAUAGUCAACAUCAACUCGAUUUUUGGUCAUAAAGUUACAGCAACCGUACCAGGAACAAAACCAAUGAACGGAAUGUAUCCAGCUUCAAAAUAUGCAGCAACAGCAAUCACUGAAUGUGUACGUCAAGAACUUUUAUUCCUUAACGAAACUGUUAAAAUUACGGCAAUUUGUCCCGGUCUCGUCGAAUCUGAUAUCGUUCAAAGUAAUGCAAAUGAUGAAAUUGUUUCAAUUAUGCCAGCACUUGCACCAAAGGACGUUGCUGCGGCGAUUAUUUAUGCGAUCUCUGUUAAGGAAAAUGUUCAAAUUCAUGAAAUUGUCAUAAAACCAGUUGGAGAAUUCUUGUGAAUCUUAAACAUCAUCAACUAAUAAAAGUUUUAUUUAUCUUUUGCACUUUCAACCACUUGUAGUUUGUUAACACAAACAUUUAAUGUAUUAAAUCUUUAUAGAAUAAAUAAAUAAAUCAUAAAUGAUUAAUGUGACAACAAAA